UAAUGUUUUGUAUGCAUUGAAGUUUUUUGGUUGCCACUUUUUUUUAUGGGUCAUUCCAUGUCAACUCAACCAAAAAAUACGAUUGGUUCAAGCUCCCUCAGUGGGUGGUUGGGUGGGGGGGGGGCUUCAAUUAUUUUCACAUAUGUCUCGAGGUACUCAACUUGAGCAGCGCAUUACUCCAAGGUAUGAUACUUUGAUCAAAACUGAUUCCGCUGUUCAAAAGGGCAUUGCAUUUUGAAGUUUUCAAGUAUUUUGAAAUUUUCAAGAUGAGAUCUUUCAAUGUAGGGGGAGCACCCCCUUCCACUUUGGGGCAAUGUUUAAAAAAAUAUCUGGGGCAUGUGAUAUAUUGAAUUGUAUGUUUUUGAUGACGCUGAACACAAAUAUUUUUUCAUUACAACAAAGAAAGUACAAUCUUACGUGAUUAAUAAUAAAUUAGUGCUAGUUUUUAGGAGAAAAUUUUACGAGAGGGGGUCACAGCCCAUUGACAGGAUCCUUAAUACAAGUAGUAGUUAUAACUCUAAUCCAAAUGCUUGCUUCUCCAAAGCCUUCGAGGGCCAUGCCAUGAGAGUACAGCAGCUGGAUUGCUUUGGUGUCUAUGUGCCUGUGCAGGCGCUUCUCAUGGGCAUCUGCAUACAUUCACGAUCAUUCUCAGUAUGACAUUUUGCCUUCUCUGUAUCACCUGUAGAUUAGACCUUUUUGCACAGCCCCAUAGCACCAGGCCAUAUGUCCAGAUAGGUCAGAUAAUCAGCUUGUAGACCAAGAUUUUGCAGCUCAGGUCGGAAGUAUUUAGCUGAGUCAGCCUGUGGUAUCGGCUCACCUGCAAGAUAAACCCUCAUCGAGCUGUUGGUAUGAAGAAGAGUGAAGAGCACGUGCCUCGACUUUUGAUGAUUCAGGGCAAUCCUCCACUUUCUUGUCCAAUUAUAAAUUUGAACACAAAUAUGACGUCAGAUUUUUGAUUGGGCUCCAUCCACGGCCCCCAGCACCUCUCUAAAUGGGGUAAAAGUUUGUUUGUGCGGCACAUGUACCUAAUAGUACAUAUAAUGUUGGUGACGCUGAACACGAAUAUGAUGUCAGAUUUUCGAUUGGACCCGCCCCCAACAAUUUUUUGGACUUUUUUUACCCUUUGGUGCAGGUUCUGGGAGCAAUGAGCAAUGGGUGAGGUCAAUUUGAAAAACUGGGGAUAUAUUCGUGUUCAGCGUCACCAAAAACAUACUAUUCCAUGUGUCGCAAGAAACAAAACUCUUUUUCAACUUUCACCCCAUUUGGGGAGGUGCUGGGGGCCGCGGAUGGGGUCCAAUCCGAAAUUUGACGCCAUAUUUGUGUUUAGCGUUACCAAAAAUAUACAAUUCAAUAUAUCACAUGCUCCAGAUUUUUUUUGAAAGUUUCACUCAAAUUUGGUGGAGGGGGUGCUCCCCUUCCAUUAAAAGAUCCAAUCUCGAAAAGUGAAUAUUUCGAAAAAACAUCAGAAGGUACAUCUAUAGAAAUUUUUUCAGAAUUUUAACUGGUAGCUCCCACUUACAGCGCCGUUUUGAAAUUUGAACUUUCAAUUUGGAAGUUCAACUUUUGAAAAUUUCAAAAUGCUCAAAAAGUUCCGAAUACAAUGGCCUUUCGAACUGUGAAAUCAGUUUUGAUCAAAGUAUCAUAUCUUUGGAGAAAUGUGCUGCUGAAGUUGAGUACUUCGAGACAAUGUGCAAAUAAUUGAAGCCACCGACCCCCCCCCCCCCCCCUCAACUACCUUCCUCUGGAACUGGGACCAAACUGGUUGCGGGUUUCUUAAUGAUUGAGUGGGUAGAUAUUGUAAAAAAAAAUUGAGCGAAAUCGAAGGACAUGACUCGAAAACGUUGGUUGAGUUGAGAAUGGAAAAUGGCCCUUAACAUUGAAAUUUUUUUUGGUUACUUUUUCUGGCUUUUUUGGUUACUGAAGUUACCUUUUUCGAGAAAAAUUUGAGUACAGUCCCUGGAUUCGGAGUAGAACUAAAAGUUGUCUCUCAAAAUAUUGGGCGAGACAAAUAACAAUUUUUAAGAGGGUAUGAUCAAAGCUCUUUGCAAGACAUUUUUAUCAACUCAAUUCUAAAGAAAUUUGUUUUUGAACGCCACUAUAAACAACUAAAAAAAAAAUCCUAAACUUUGAAAAAAAAAACUAAAUGAGCCUAGAAGCUGGCGGAAGUAGGUACGUAUACCUAGUUAGACCCUUUUUACACAUUCGUUUCUAUACACACAGAACAUGCACUCACUCAAGUUCUAUUUUCUAAUUGUUUCCUUUAAAAAAAAGCACCAAAAAAAUAUAUCAACUUUAGGGGCUAAGGGCCUCGAAUUAAUGUACGAAUCCACCAAACCUAAAUAUCAAAUUAGGUUCGAAAAUAAAUUCGUAAAAAAUCACCAGAGUAAUGUUUGUUUCCGAUUCCGAAUUUAGUGUAGUGUCUCCCUAAUUGUACUAGUAGUACAUAUCUAGUGUACCUACAUCUGCCCUCUAGAGCAUAACCAUAAUAACGCAUUUCGCUCUUAACGACAUUUUAUAGAGGGGAGGCAAUAAGCCAACGGUUACUCGUAUUGUUUACCGCGCAGUUACUGCUUACAGGCAACCGGUGGCAAAUUAAUUACGUGCACUGGCAUUUGGAAAUAGUACACCUUUUACCUCCAAAGAAUAAAAGUACCAUGAUGAAAAGAUGAUGGAAGGAGUGCGGCUUUGACUCGAUACCCCUAGUUUUAUUUUCUUUUAGACUUUAGUUACUUUUAUACUUAUAGAGAAUCAAAAACGUACCUACAUUAACAUUGAAAACGUCUACUGAAUUGUUUUCCUAUAGUUUCGUAUGAUUUUAGAAACUUUUCUACAGUUUUAGUGCGUGAAUCGGUGAUUUUUUUAUAUGAAAAGUAUUUGUGAUGAAAAUCGUUCGUGCCGGUAAAAUUGAUUAGUGCUAUUUUAUUCAUGUCCGAGUGAUUCCAGUUUGAUUUUCUUAUCCAUUGUGAUCACUCGACGAAGAAAAAAAUGGACAGACGCUCCAAUUGCUACCUGAAUUCAGCCUACAACAACGACUACGACGAUUACAUGGAAACAGCAUCACAGCUAAGCUUUGACAGCAAAGGUCUGUCUUACGAAUCGGAAAAUGAAACCUACGUAGACGAUUUCUUAGACGACUACACCAUAUGCUACACCGAAGACACUCGCAUACCUACCGUCGAAAUACGGGCCACUCGAUCGAGCAUAAAUUCUUCGCAAAAACCACGAUACGAGCCCAUAAACGGAGAUUCAUUCAACGAAAGCAUAUCAUCAAAACACGAUGCAUCCAAACUGACGUCUACGCCGAAAAAACAACAAAUUAGACCUCAAUUAAUACGCAGCCCAUCGGGACGAAAAUUACCCCACAGGAGGAAUACCCUGGUUCGGAGUCAAUCCAUCUGCAUGCCAGGAAGAAACAUAGAAAGUACUUUUGUUGAAAAUAACCACCAUCUUUCGGCAAACAUACGAAGAAGUAAAUCAUCUUUCAGUUUGAGCAAACAAAGAUACGAAGAUCCAAGACCGCGAGAUCAACGACCAGUAGUGAAAUUAACAGCUGGACAGAGUCAUCCUAGGGGUGUCUCGAGGAGUAAAAGUUUUCAUAACUUUACCGAACCUUCGAUAGUACAACGCAGCGUUCGAUCCGUUUCUCCAUUCCAAAUACGUGAAAGUAACACCGACCUUUACGAUUCCAGAAGAAGCAAUCAGUCAUUUCUACGAAGACCCUACGAUUUGAAUUCUUCGUUUUCAUCUACCAGACCACUCAUGUCGCAAAGAAAUUUGGCAGUGAUUUCACCAAUUCACAAAAAAACCUCGUCACAUUCGGUCGAAUUGGAUUCGACUCUAAGAAAUGCAUUUACCAUAGCUGCAGAUCGAUCUACAUCAUCUUCUUGUAAAAGUUCGUGGGUAGAAGUAAAAAAACAAACCAUACCAUUAUGCACUUUACGUUCCUCAGCCAUCACGUUGUUAAUUAGUGGCAUACUCAGCUGUCUAUUUUGCCUUCAUAUCAUUUCAAUGAAGGGUAAAAGCUACGAGCUUGGUUUUAGUCUUUUUUCCGGAUUCGUGGCAUUUUUAUUAGGAUUCCCUUGUUUACGCUUUCAAGAAUGGCAAUGGCUGCCUAAUCGAAAUUAUGUUUCCGGAUAUGUGGUUUUGAGCCUGUUCAGUGUAAUGCAAACGUGUGCCUUGUGGAUAAUGGACCAGUUACCUGAUUUAGAGCCGGAAUAUUUAGAUUUGAUACGAGGUGUAUUAUACGCUCUGUCUGGUUUAUCAGUAGGUAUUGCUUUAUUGGGAGUGUCUAGUUCGUGCUGCUGUAAAUAUCCACCUCCUGAUAAUAGAGUAACCCAUGGGGUGCAAGGAUUUACAGUUUGAUUUCUAUACCUAUUUUGUGGUUUUAUGUACUACUUGAAAGUUGAACUUUUUUUCUACAUUUUUUGUUACCAUUAGGCAGGUUCAUGUGAAGUUGCAGUUUGAAUAAAAUAUUUGGAAAUUUUGUCAAUUUUCUGAAGGUGAAUUUUUUUUCCAUCUUCCAAAAUACAGCAGAAGUGUUUACCCUGACAUGGUGAUGAAUUUCGAGCCUUCCUUCCCUCAACAGACAUGAAAUUCGGUCGCUUAAAAAGUGACUUAGUCACUAUUUCACUUGCAAGGCACUUUUGUCACUAUUUCGGCGAAAAUGGCCAAAAAGAUUUGUCGUGUAAAAAAGAAAAAGUGAAAAAUUUUAGGAAAUGAUCAAUAUUUUUCAUGAAAAU
Messenger RNA from Planococcus citri (citrus mealybug), 4739 nucleotides. RefSeq lists its product as uncharacterized. Bases 2986 to 4362 code for a protein of 458 amino acids. The transcript has 2 exons. The record is from RefSeq and is a predicted model, not a curated record. NCBI's taxonomy places the organism in Eukaryota, Metazoa, Arthropoda, Insecta, Hemiptera, Pseudococcidae.